GAAGUUAUUGACGUAGGUUAAAUCAACUACGCAACAGUCAGACAUCUUGAUAUUUCCUACCUAAGAUUAUUUCAUUGCCUUAUACACAUUACCAAAUUUCUCGAGGACACUUGGGAUACUAGCACCCAUUCUAGACUGAACGCUUUAUACGCCGCAAAAAAAGCUUCAAGAUACGAAGUAACCUAUAAUACCGUCACAAAGUUUCAGAAGAAACCGAACGGAGUCGUGUAGACUUUGAUUGGAGAUGUCUGCAAUGGCGUCGCUGCUGAGACCGCGGUGUCUCGUGCUCGUCCUAUUCGCGGUUGCGGCGUUGCCAUCAGCAUCCGUUGCCACAUCAUGCCGCAGCAAUAACAUCUACAAAACCUGCUACGGAUUUGACACUUACUGCUGCAGGUGGACCAUCGGGGGCACUUCUUCUUGCUGCAGAUACUCCGAGUAUAGCUACACCAGCUCUGUCUCGCGUUAUGGUAGCUAUGCCUCCACCUCCUGCUACAACUUGUUCAGUUACAACAAGUGUUACAAGGCCACGGACUCGCGUUGUUGCUACAAGACCGCCGGCUCGUCUUCUUCUUGUUGUAAUUACUCUGAAUCUCGCUUCACGUCAAGUUUGUACAGAGGAACAGACUCUAAUAUUAGUUCAGUCUUGAUUUCUUACAUUAUCGGCGGUGUGAUUGGAGGUAUCAUCUUUCUCAUCCUUAUAAUCGUCAUUCCAAUUGUCGCAUGUGGCGCAUGCGCGGCAGCCAGUAACCGAAACAGGAGGGGCACAACCGUCGUGACCUACAACCAGCCUAAUCAAGCGUACAAUAACCAGGGAUACAACCCGGGACCUCCACCGCCUGGACACGGCCAGCCCCCUCCGCAGGGCCCUCCACCGCCUGGCCCUCCGCCCGGAUACAGCCAAGCGCCUCCCCAGUAUGGCCUGAUGUACCCACCGGCGCCACAGUAUCCACCACCGACCGCAGUCGACCCUGCCUACCCUCCAAAUUAGAGUCAGCUAGGACCAUAAAGCUUCAGAUCCGCCUGCCCGUCACAAGGAUGAUAACAGAGCAACCAAAAGCCGACAAAUAGCGCCGGUGUGACAGCGGAUAUAGUCCCCCUGGAGUCAUAGUCCGGUAGCAUUGUAUUUGACCAAUUAAGCAGCAUGAUCUAUUGUACCGCUAACCCUAACCAAAACAUUUAGCAAUGCGGGCUAUUGUUACACGGACUAUCAGCCCUACGACUACUAUCCCCGCCACACCGGUAUAACAGUAACAAAUGCCCCCCUGGAAAAAGUGUCCGGCCCUAUUGUAUUCUGCAAUAUGGUUCUAAUGAGACCCUGACCGUCAAUAGCUCAGAGAUUGAAGCGCAUAAUAGAUCCUUUGUUCCCCUGGCAUUCUAUCCUAGGACAUUUUAAACUUCUACACUUCUACAACGGUCAUACACUGCUGGUGAUAUACUAUGUUCACUUUUCUUCUUCUUUUUGUUAAAGUCUGAUGUAAGUACGGUGUAAAUACUAAAUAUGUAUAGUUGAUUUGUAGUGUAUUUAUGUGCAAGUAACCGUAUUGUUCACGGUGAGUAACACAAAAGAAACAGACAAAAGGAAUGGGAGGGCCUUGUUUUUAUUGUGUUACAAUGGUAAACCAAUACUUUACCGACCGUGUGUUCAUUUCAAUAAAAAUUUCGCUUUGAGAAAA
Molecule: messenger RNA, 1673 nt
Organism: Lineus longissimus
Lineage: Eukaryota; Metazoa; Nemertea; Pilidiophora; Heteronemertea; Lineidae
Product: protein shisa-5-like
Exons: 4
Coding region: 245-988 (247 amino acids)
Source: RefSeq, a predicted model, not a curated record